CAGAAAAGAUCAUUUAAAGAACAAAGAAAUACCCCUUUGGAGGGUACUCUCUAAAAACUGCAGCAUGAAGGGUUAGUCUCGGCAUCGUUGACUGACUGCAUGGGCGUGUUUGCGUGUCAGACCGUGGGCGGGCGUGGCAGCAGGGCUGGUCCAGCCCCUGAGGCAUAGAAAAUGAGAAUCUAUUGAGCGGAGUCAGCUGAGGCCUUUAAACAGCCUGACAAAGAAGCGCUGGUGUCGCCCCAGCACAGACAGACGGACGGAUCUGUUCACAUCAACGAUCUGCGCUCUCUUGGGACGGCCUCGGUGCGGGGGUGUGCCGCACCCACCCAGCGGACGCGCUCCCGAGGAUGCACCAAGCUCUGCACCUGCAGCAGCCAGAGCCCUGAGGAAUAAAGCAGUUUAUAAGGUUUAAAGGCUUCCACUCCGACAAAGAAGAUGAGCAAAUCCCCGACCCCAAAGAGCAGCCCAGUGCAACGGAGCCCCAGUGAUGGUGUUCCUGAGGGCCUCCAGUCUCCUCAGCACUCCACGCCAGGUUCUGGACCACAGUACAAAAAGCGUAUCUCGAGCCUUCUUCAGAGUCCGUCAUUCAGAGAGGAGCUGGAUGUCCUGAUACAGGAGCAGAUGAAGAAAGGUGGAAGCUCUUCCAACCUGUGGGCACUAAAGCAGCUCGCUGACUUCAUGAGCACACAUGGCUCCCCAGCUGCCCUGCAAGUCGCACCAUCCAAUAUGAUGAUGGUGACACCCAUCAAUGACAUGCACGGAUGGGAGCCGGGCAGCUUGGUGAAAGGAGAGAGGCUGAUGCGCUGUAAGCUGGCCAGCACCCAUCGACUCUUUGACCUCUUUGGCUGGGCCCAGAUCAACCGAAUCUGUCUCACACUGCGUGUGAGUAAAGAGCAAGAACACUUCCUCGUGCUUCCAGAUGGCCUGGCCUACAGUGAGGUGACGGCUUCCAGUCUGGUAAAGGUGAACAUUCUGGGGGAGGUGGUGGAGAAGAGCAGCACCAAUCUACCAGUGGACCCAGAGAAGUUCAGCUUACACUCGGCCAUCUACUCAGCACGGCCCGACAUCCGCUGCCUGCUGCACCUCCACACGCCUGCAGCAGCAGCGGUUUCAGCCAUGAAGGGCGGCCUCCUGCCUCUGUCCCACGAGGCUCUGCUGGUUGGAGACGUGGCUUAUUAUGACUAUAAUGGAGUCAUGGAGGAGGAGGCGGACAGAGUGGAGCUGCAGAAGAGCUUAGGACCCACCUGUAAGGUUCUUGUGCUGAGGAAUCAUGGGAUUUUGGCACUUGGGGAAUCUGUGGAGGAGGCUUUCUAUACCAUCUACCACAUCCAGACAGCCUGCCAGAUUCAGGUGACUGCAUUGUGUAGUGCUGGUGGACAACAGAACCUUAUUCUGCUGGAUCGGACCGUCCACAAACCCGUCUCAGCCGGUUCUGUCGGCUGGGCCGGCUCCACUUUUGGACCCCUGCAUAAGAGCCGUGUAGGAGAGCACGAGUUUGAAGCCCUCAUGAGAACUCUAGAUAAUCUAGGCUACCGUACCGGCUACGCCUAUCGUUUCCCUGUGCUGCUUGAGCGGUCACGGACGCGGAGGGAUGUGGAGGUCCCUGCCACAGUGACGGCCUUCCACCAGUUUGAUGAUGACGGUGUCCAUCCUGCUUUGAGGCAGCACCCAUUUGUUCAGCGGCAGCAGCAGGAGAGGACACGAUGGCUCAACACCCCCAACACCUACCAGAAAGUCAGCCAAGAGCAAGUGAACCUGGGACACCAGCGGACCACUUGGCUGAAGACAGAGGAGGUGACACAAGCUGGCAGUACAGCCAUCAAGAUGGAGAACCCAAACCAGUUUGUGCCUCUCUUCACCAACCCUCAAGAGGUGAUCGAGACCCGGAACAAGAUCCGCCAACAGAAUCGUCAGGAUAUGAAAACGGCGGGACCGCAGUCUCAAGUUCUCGCAAGCGUUAUCACAGAUGACAGUCCUUCGGCUCCUGUGACCCCACCUAAAGACCCACCCGAGCCAGAACCUCCCAACCCCUUCAACCAGCUGACGGACCAGGAGCUGGAGGAGUACCGCAAGGAGGUGGAGAGGAAACGGGAUGGAGGGACCAACGUAGGGGAGGAGGUGGAAAAUGACAGCGAGUGUCCCCCCUCCAACACCCCCACAAAGGGCCCUUUGCCCGUCCACGCCCCCCCCUCAGAAGUGGAGACAAAGACAGACUCUCCCACCAUGCAGAAUGGAGGCGAGGAGGAGAAGCAGCUGACAGAAGAACUGGAGAAAGGGAUGAAGGCUCUCACAACCAACGACACCUCCACGCCUGCAGCUCCGCCCACUAAACCGCAAGGCGGGACUCCGGAGGGCUCGCCUUGCAAAUCCCCGUCCAAGAAGAAAAAGAAAUUCAAGCCUCCAAUGUUUCUGAAAAAGAGCAAGAAGCAGAAGGAGAAAGCAGAGACCUGAGUGCGUCUCUCCGAUGCAUCAGCCCUCGAUGCAGUUUAGUACUUUAGUGCAGCACAUGGACCGGAUGGCGUCAGACCCAACUCCAGCCAUGUCAGACCGUCUUCACAGACACCAUGUGUUGUGCUGUACCACUGAUUUUAAUGUUUGCUGUGGUUCAUCUCAAGCAGGUUUCAGAGCACCACUUUUGAUUUUCACGUCACCCAGAGUAAAUCAACUGUUUCAUUCCUGAUGAUCCUUUCCUCUGUUAUUCUUUUGAUUUGCUGCUAUCCCUUACUUCUCUGUAAUGACAGUUGACAGAUGCUGAUCUGGAGCAGCUGCCACACCCAUUUAUUUAUUUUUACUCCGUGUAGGUGGUGGUGGUGGUGGGGGGUCUCAAAAUCAUUUCACAUCUGUAGAUUCACAUUCACGCAUGUCACAAUUGUUACUCAUUAUAGACAUCUCUUAGUUAGCAUUUGGCUGUAGCUGUCAGAUAGAUGUUUCUGGUAUAAUCUGUGAGCACAAGAGCAGUACACGUGAAUGUGUGAUGACAGACUUUGUGCUCAGCUGAACGCUAGUUUUGUGGAUCACUCUCAGCCUAAUGUUUCAGCAGAUGAGAAAAGGGAACUUGACAGACUAGCAAAACCUUAAUCUGCUUUGAAUGCUCAUUAAAAAAAAAAUCCCAAAGUGAUCAAGCUCAACAUUUGUGGCUUUUCAAUGCAGUAAGACAGUUGGUGAUGAAAGACACUGGCAGUACUAAACAUUCCACUGUUCUUUAUUUUAAUGUGCAAAAUGACUCUACAGUGACAUUUUUCUGUUAGAAUCAGUAACUGUUAUUGAAAUGCUGAUGUAAUGUUGGUUUCUUGUUAUUUUCUAUUAGAAUGUGUACGUGAGCAUCGCAAGUUUGCCAUUUAUCGGUGAUUAAAGGACAAGUUUGAUUUUAA
Messenger RNA from Oryzias latipes (Japanese medaka), 3371 nucleotides. RefSeq names its product adducin 2 (beta) (gene add2). Gene Ontology annotation, biological process: barbed-end actin filament capping. The record is from RefSeq and is a predicted model, not a curated record. Gene Ontology annotation, cellular component: postsynaptic density; plasma membrane; cytoskeleton. Gene Ontology annotation, molecular function: actin filament binding. Lineage: Eukaryota; Metazoa; Chordata; Actinopteri; Beloniformes; Adrianichthyidae.